AAAUUUAAAUCGGAAAAAUUGCUUAAAUUGUUUGAAACGAUUCCCAACUUGACACCUAUGCUUUUAUACUUCAAAGAAGCAUUCGAUCACGGAAAAGCGGAAAAUGAAGGAAAUCUAAUUCCUUAUCCUGGUAUUGACAACGAUUACGAUGAUAUAAAAACUAAGCUUAAGGAUAUUGAUGAGAAAUUAGCCCAACACUUGGCUGAGGCAAAUAAUCAAUUAAGAACAACGAAGAUUAUAUACAAGGAUGUUGGAAAAGAAAUUUAUCAACUUGAAGUCCCAAAUUCAAUAAAAGUACCUUCAGAUUGGAAAAAAUUAUCCCGCACGCAG
This is a messenger RNA of Dentiscutata erythropus, 330 nucleotides long. The record is from the annotation of a GenBank genome assembly. NCBI's taxonomy places the organism in Eukaryota, Fungi, Glomeromycota, Glomeromycetes, Diversisporales, Gigasporaceae.